Messenger RNA from Benincasa hispida (wax gourd), 1235 nucleotides. It is a transcript of the gene AGL8, whose product is annotated as AGAMOUS-like 8. Gene Ontology annotation, cellular component: nucleus. Gene Ontology annotation, molecular function: DNA-binding transcription factor activity; protein dimerization activity; RNA polymerase II transcription regulatory region sequence-specific DNA binding. Gene Ontology annotation, biological process: positive regulation of transcription by RNA polymerase II. NCBI's taxonomy places the organism in Eukaryota, Viridiplantae, Streptophyta, Magnoliopsida, Cucurbitales, Cucurbitaceae. The record is from RefSeq and is a predicted model, not a curated record.
AAACAUCAAUUUUUUUAUUCACUCACUAAAUUACACCUUUUUUUUUUUUUUCUUUUCUUCUUCUCCUCACUAUUUCUUGAAUGAAAUAGAGAGGGUUUUUUUUUCCUUUUUUCUUUUUUUGGGGUGUGGGUUUGUAAUUGAAUUUUGUGAGGGGAAAAAAAUGGGGAGAGGGAGAGUGCAAUUGAAGAGGAUAGAGAACAAAAUUAAUAGACAGGUGACUUUCUCAAAGAGAAGGUCUGGUUUAUUGAAGAAAGCUCAUGAAAUUUCAGUUCUUUGUGAUGCUGAAGUUGCUCUUAUUGUCUUCUCCACAAAGGGGAAGCUCUUUGAAUACUCAACUGAUUCUUGCAUGGAGAAAAUCCUUGAGCGUUACGAAAGGUAUUCAUAUGCAGAGAGGAGACUUGUUGCAAAUGAUAACCAAUCAAAUGGAAAUUGGACUCUUGAACAUGCAAAGCUUAAAGCCAGAAUUGAGGUUUUACAGAAAAACCACAGGCAUUUCAUGGGGGAAGAUCUUGACUCAUUGAGUCUAAAAGAGCUUCAAAAUAUUGAGCAACAACUUGAUUCUGCACUCAAGCAUAUAAGAGCUAGGAAGAACCAACUCAUGCAUGAAUCCAUUUCAGAGCUUCAGAAAAAGGACAAGGCACUACAGGAGCAAAAUAACAUGUUAGCCAAGAAGAUAAAGGAGAAGGAGAAAGCACAAGCUCAAAAUCCACAAAUUGAGCAGCAGCAGAAUAGCCAUGUCAUUGAAUCUUCUCCACUUCUUCUACCUCAGCCAUUCCAAUCUCUUAACAUGAGUUGUCUUUACCCAACACACGACACUGGGGACGACGACUCCGCCGCCAAUCACGACAGAUCCGGUGUCCUCCUCCCGCCGUGGAUGCUCCGCCACCAUCUUGGUGACUAAAGGGAUAAUAUACAUAUAUAUAUAUAUAUGAUGCAGACUUAUAAUUGUAAGCCCCCUGAUGUAUCAUAUAUAUAGUAGUGUAGUAGUAAUAGUACCCUAAAUUCUUUAGCUGUAUGAACCCUUUUGGAUAAUGGAUAUAUCCAAUCCUCUGUGAAACUUUGUAGCUUUUAGUAAGUAAUUCAGGAAAAAAAGGGUAAAAUGGGUAAAGAAGCAUGGAGGCUUAUUAUUGGUUAAAAAAAUGAUACAUUUUAUAGAGAAUAAGGCUCUAAGUGACAUGAUUGUAUAUAUUUUGUAUAAAUGGCAGCCAUUUAACUUUAAUUACUUCUCAAAUUUA